Molecule: messenger RNA, 2139 nt
Organism: Cercospora beticola
Lineage: Eukaryota; Fungi; Ascomycota; Dothideomycetes; Mycosphaerellales; Mycosphaerellaceae
Product: something about silencing 4 family protein
Cellular component (GO): SAS acetyltransferase complex
Molecular function (GO): histone acetyltransferase activity
Source: RefSeq, a predicted model, not a curated record
GUCCAGUGCUAUGUUAUGCAUCAUAUGCAGAGUUGUGGUGCUGUUUCCGUGAGAUUGCCAUUCCGGUGGUGUUUUGCAUUGGAAAAAGGAGUCGCAAGUUUGAAGGUUCGUGUCGUCGGCUUGUCUUGGGACGAACGGUCGCAAGGGCAAAACCGCGUGAGAGAGGAGAUUCGGUAACGGCGAGCGCAACGCGUCCAUGCCAGCGACGACACCACCUCCGUGCAGGACGGCAGCGCAAUGAUUGUAUCGCACGGCGAUGCCAGUUCAAUCGCGCGAACGAGCGCCCGGCGGUCACGCUGUCGCUGUUCACGCUCCUCAUCACGCGCCACGGCCGCAUCACCCCCUCCAACACCACCACCACCGCAUCGCCGACGCCCACGAACCACCGCGCCCCGACUCGCCCGACACGAUCCAAGUCCUGCCGCGCACCUUUGGCGUCCCGGCCAACGGCAGUCAUGUGGCACCUGCCAAAGAUGAAGAGCUGCCAGGACAACCAGCGAAGAAGAAGAGGAAGUUGAGCAUCAGGACCACGAACAACCAUAGGCUGGAGUCGUUUGGCUUCGGCGCUCAACCCAAGCCGCCCGCUAUCAUUACGCGUGCCGCACCACAUUCUCAGCUGCGUCAAACGAUUAAUGGAGUUACCACCGCGCUGAACGUCGAUGAGGAUGAACUGUCGCGGCCACCCACUCCUGACCGGAUGCCGAAGCGCGUGACGCCAUCGCCUGCGCCUGCGACUGCACCACCAACGGCACAGCCAGUACAAACCGCUCCGGAGAAGAGAAAGAAAGAGGAUCGGCGGUCACUGCGGAGCCAGGAUGAAGGACCCCGGCUGAAGAGCGAGCUGGCAGUAUACUUUGCCAACUACGAAGAUGUCAUGUUCGAUGCGCCUACCGAGGAAGAGGACUUCUUGACAGUGGAUUCCUCGUUGUACAUUGCAGAAGAUACGGCUAAGAGGAAAGAUGGCGAGCCCUCCCCGGCCAAGUCAAAGAAAGGCACUCCACGAAAGGCAUCGGCCAAUGGCACCACAACCCCAGCUACACCUUCACGGAGUGCUUCGCAUAUGACAAUCGCAAGUCCGAGUGUAAACCUCGACUUUCUGGCCAAGACUUUGAGCGAGACGCCGGAUGAUCCUCUUACAGACGAACACUUCCUCAAAACCCAUAAUCGCGCUGAACGGAAAGAAAAACAGCUUAGAAACAUCGAACGCGAGCGCGCUAUGCAUGAGAAGGUGCAACUGGAAAGGCUGCUAGAUGGCUUGCAGGGCCACGACUGGCUGAAAGUACUCGGUAUCACCGGUAUCACAGACGGCGAAGCAAAGAGGUACCAAAAGAAACGCGACUAUUUCAUCAGCGAAGUACAGGCGUUAAUCGACAAAUUUGCGCAAUGGAAGGAGCAAGAGAGGAGACUCCGAAUGCGGAAAGAGGCUGCCCAGGCACGACUAGAUGCGGCUACAGAUGAAGGCGAUAGUACUGCCAGCAGUGUCGAGCCACCGAGCAGCGACCUCAAUGCCUCGGCAGCUAGACAGCUUCAGCAGGAGACAGUCAACGCCGUAAAAGCAUCAGCCUCGUCGAAAUCCAAAGGCAAAUUACCCAUGUACAACGCUACCUCCGCAACCUCAAAAGCUUCAACGCCGCUGUCUACGCCCGGUCUCAUACGCACAAUGCCGCCGCCAUUGCCUCCUAGCCCCGAGGUGCCCAUCACUAGCUUCUACUCGAAACGUCACUUACGAGACGCCGCAUUGAGCAAGUCACGCCAGACGACGAGAAAUGUCACAGCAUUUGGACAUCCUGUACCGGAUCUGCCCGAGCAGGAGUUUGCUUUACCAGAGGAGUUGACCACUCCCGAUGCUUUGCGCGCCAGAGCAAGGGAGAGAAGGCGGAGAAAGCGAGAAAGUGUCGCGAAGACUUCGGGGUCGUAAAAGCCCGCUGUGUACGACAGAAAAGUAGUCCAGCAUUUCACUGGCGUUAUGGCGGAUGAGAUGUAGGGUAGGCGGUUGCGAAUCGGGAGGUCAUGGCACGCGCUUAGGUCUGCAGUUCCUUUUUGGAAGACAUAGUUGCAGUGUGUAUUAUACUCUGUAGCUUCCGAAAUCGGUAUCGAUCGAUGAUGCUAAUUGUACUAUUUUGCACGUUCUCGCGCUCA